CGGCGGGGCGGGCGCUCAGCAGCCGGAGGACGCCGGGCUGCGGGGAGGCGGCUCCGCAGCGCCCAGGCAGGCACCCCAAGGGAAACGGCUCCUCGUCCUCCUUUUCUGCUCUCCGUUGGGAUUUGAUUGGAAUCAGCUCUGAGCCUAUUGAGGGAAAAAAAAAAAGAGAAAAGGACUGGGAAAAAAAAAAAACAAGGCAAACCAAGCCCACCCCAACCAUGUUGUGCGGAAGGACUUCCACUCCCCGGCUGUGCUGCUGAGGUUGAGGCAUCGGGAAGAGCCUUUGGGGGUGCAGGAGCUGCCAGGCUGAUGCUGCUGCUCCAGGGUUUGGUGCAGGGGGAGGAAACUGCUGCCUCUGCCAUCCGCUGAGCCUCCCAACAUCUGCAUUUUGCUGCUGCUCGCCUCCCUCUCACACCCUGUCUCCAUGGACUGAGUGAUUAUUUUUUUAUAUAUACUCUUUUUUUUUUUUUUAAGUCAUUUCGUUUUCCCUUUUUCUGGGGGGGGAAAAAAAAAUCAAGGAUCUCGCAUUGAGAGGAGCGAGAUUGCGUUUGUGUCUUGCGUUGGGGUGGGUCUGGGCUUGAGGUUCAUCUGUUUUUUGGAGAAGAAAACAUGACGUCGCCGGCAAAAUUCAAAAAGGAUAAGGAGAUCAUAGCUGAAUAUGACACUCAAGUUAAAGAGAUCCGUGCCCAGCUGGUAGAGCAGCUGAAAUGCCUUGACCAGCAGUGUGAGCUUCGGGUCCAGUUACUGCAGGACUUGCAGGAUUUCUUCCGCAAGAAGGCAGAGAUUGAGAUGGAUUACUCAAGAAAUUUGGAGAAGUUGGCUGAGAGAUUCCUGGCUAAAACUAGGAGCACCAAAGACCAGCAAUUCAAGAAGGAUCAGAAUGUGCUGUCACCAGUCAAUUGCUGGAACCUCCUGCUCAAUCAAGUGAAGCGGGAGAGCAGGGAUCACACCACCUUAAGUGACAUCUAUCUCAACAACAUCAUCCCGCGCUUUGUCCAGGUCAGCGAAGAUUCGGGGCGCCUGUUCAAGAAGAGCAAGGAAGUGGGAUUGCAGCUCCAGGAAGACUUGAUGAAGGUCUUGAAUGAACUCUACACGGUGAUGAAGACCUACCACAUGUACAACGCUGACAGCAUCAGUGCUCAGAGCAAACUGAAAGAGGCAGAGAAGCAGGAAGAAAAGCAGAUUGGGAAGUCAGUGAAACAAGAAGACAAGCAGACGCCACGCUCCCCUGACUCAACUUCCAACGUCAAGUUUGAAGAAAAACACGUUCGGCGAAGCUCUGUCAAAAAAAUAGAGAAAAUGAAGGAGAAGCGCCAAGCCAAGUACACAGAAAAUCGACUGAAGGCUAUUAAGGCGAGGAACGAGUAUCUGCUGGCUCUGGAAGCCACCAAUGCAUCCGUGUUCAAGUAUUACAUCCAUGACCUGUCUGAUCUUAUUGAUCAGUGCUGUGACCUGGGAUACCACGCUAGCCUCAACAGAGCUCUCAGGACAUUCUUGUCGGCUGAGCUAAACCUGGAGCAGUCAAAACACGAGGGUCUGGAUGCCAUUGAAAACGCCGUGGAGAACCUGGAUGCCAACAGCGAUAAGCAGCGCCUGAUGGAGAUGUACAACAAUGUCUUCUGUCCACCCAUGAAGUUCGAGUUUCAGCCGCACAUGGGUGACAUGGAGUCACAGCUCUGUGCUCAGCAACCUGUCCAGAGCGAGUUGGUGCAGAGGUGUCAGCAGCUGCAGUCCAGGUUAUCCACGCUGAAGAUUGAAAAUGAAGAGGUGAAGAAGACUAUGGAAGCCACGCUCCAGACAAUCCAGGAUAUAGUCACGAUAGAGGACUUUGAUGUCUCUGACUGCUUUCAGUACAGCAACUCGAUGGAGUCUGUUAAAUCCACUGUCUCGGAAACGUUCAUGAGCAAACCGAGCAUCGCCAAGAGACGGGCCAACCAGCAGGAGACGGAGCAGUUCUAUUUCACAAAAAUGAAGGAGUACCUGGAAGGCAGGAACCUGAUAACGAAGCUCCAAGCCAAACACGACCUCCUUCAGAAGACGCUGGGAGAAAGUCAGCGGACUGACUGCUCCCUUGCCAGCGGCAGGCGCAGCUCCACCGUGAGGAAGCAGGACUCCUCACAAGCCAUUCCCCUGGUUGUGGAGAGCUGUAUACGGUUCAUCAGCAGGCACGGUUUGCAGCAUGAAGGAAUAUUCAGAGUGUCUGGGUCACAGGUUGAAGUGAAUGACAUAAAAAAUGCAUUUGAGAGAGGGGAAGAUCCAUUGGCUGGGGACCAGAAUGACCAUGACAUGGAUUCAAUAGCAGGAGUUCUGAAGCUCUAUUUUCGAGGGCUGGAGCAUCCUCUCUUCCCCAAGGAUAUCUUUCAUGAUCUGAUUGCCUGUGUCACAAUGGAUAAUUUACAAGAGAGAGCGCUCCACAUCCGGAAGGUGCUGCUAAACCUGCCCAAGACCACUCUGAUUGUAAUGAGAUACCUCUUUGCAUUCCUCAAUCACUUAUCUCAGUUCAGUGAAGAGAACAUGAUGGAUCCCUACAACUUAGCCAUCUGCUUUGGGCCGACGCUGAUGUCGGUGCCUGAAGGUCACGAUCAAGUCUCUUGCCAAGCUCAUGUCAAUGAAUUGAUCAAAACCAUCAUCAUCCAACAUGAGAACAUCUUCCCAGGACCAAGGGAGCUGGAGGGCCCAGUCUAUAGCAGAGGUGGAAACACCGAGGAUUACUGUGAAAGUCCUCACGGAGAGAGAGCCUCAACAGAAGACUCCGUUCAGGACGUUACAGCUGAGCACCACACCAGUGAUGAUGAGUGUGAGCCCAUAGAAGCGAUAGCGAAGUUCGACUACAUUGGCAGGACUGCACGAGAGCUGUCCUUUAAAAAAGGAGCUUCUCUCUUACUCUAUCAGCGGGCCUCAGAUGACUGGUGGGAGGGACGCCACAAUGGAAUUGACGGCCUUAUUCCUCAUCAGUAUAUCGUCGUUCAAGACACUGAGGAUGGUGCCUCUGAAAGAUCCAGUCCAAAGUCUGAAAUAGAAAUAAAUUCUGAGCCACCAGAAGAAAAAGUGACCGCUAGAGCUGGCGCCGGUUGCCCGAGUGGGGGUCACGUCGCAGAUAUUUACCUCGCAAACAUCAACAAGCAAAGAAAGAAACCAGAGUCAGGCAGCAUCAGAAGAGCCUUCCGUCAAAGUGACAGCCACGGACUAGGUAGUUCAAUGGCAGAACCCGCCUCCCCAGGAGCCAUAGCCGGUUCCAGACCCUCAUCUCAGCCCAUUAUGAGCCAAAGUCUUCCCAAGGAGGUUCCAGAUAAAUGCUCCAUCAGUGGCCACGGCAGCCUCAAUUCUAUCAGCCGACACUCGUCUCUGAAGAACAGGAUAGACAGCCCACAGAUCCGGAAAACUGUGACAGCAGGGAGGUCCAAGAGCUUCAACAACCACCGGCCCAUGGACCCUGAAGUUAUUGCACAGGAUAUUGAAGCUACUAUGAACUCUGCUCUGAACGAGCUGCGGGAGCUGGAAAGGCAAAGCAGCGUGAAGCACGCACCAGAUGUUGUUCUCGACACUCUGGAGCCUUUGAAAACGUCUCCAGUGGUGGCCCCCACCUCUGAGCCUUCCAGCCCUCUGCACACUCAGAUCCUCAAGGACACUGAACCGGCUUUCCAGCGCAGCGCCAGCACAGCCGGCGACAUUCCGUGCACCUUCAGGCCAGUGAAGUCUGUUAAAAUGGCCACCCAGGUGAAACCUCCGGCAACUCGGCCGAAGCCAACAGUUUUCCCCAAAACAAACGCCACAAGCCCCGGCGUCGCCUCCUCUGCAUCUCAGCAGCCUCCUGACAAGUCGUGUACUGUCUGAUAAACUUGAUGCUGCUCUGUGGAUAUAACUGUGUUGUUUCAGAUGAAGAGACUCUGUUAAAGACGUUAAAAUUCCUAUUUAACUAAUUGUUUUGAACUUGUGCUGAAGGUUAGUUGGGAACUGCUGCUUACUACUGGGAGUAAACUCAGUGGUAACAACCUCGUCCCCGGUACCUGCAUCAGUGAUGUGCGUAAGGCAGAACAGAUGCCACGCUUAGGAAAUCCGAUAUCGGGUCACUGUGAAGCUGAGCAGGAACACACAGAGAAAGCGAUGAGUUGGAUCUUGGUUUCUAGUUGAUGCCUUGUUCCAAGUGUUUGGCCGCUGAACGAAAUAUUUAGUGGCCUGAUGUUUUGAAUACUGGUGUAGUGACUUCUAUAUUCUGUGUUUCAUUUAUCACAGGGAAACAAUAGAAUAGAUUUUAGUCUAUUGCAUGUUUUGGUGCCACUGGUUACGUGGAGCUUGGACAUGCCUGUUUCUUGUGCAUUAUUAUGACUAUUCUGUUGCCCGCUGGUGCCACGGUGGUUAAGGGUCUGUCUCGACUUCCAUCACAUCCUCUGGUUUUGUUUGUUUGCUUCCCGUGUUCCUCCCCCCAGGGCCAAAACUCUUGGCCAUCCAGCCUCAUCCUUUAGUCGACACUUGUCAUGAAAAAUAGUUUACUCUGGAACGCUCUUAGAUUUUGUGGAGUUAAACGUAAUAUGUGUCUGUGCAAAUAUAAACAAACGUGUUCCUGAGGUUUAGGAGCAUAAGAGAGAGCCCAGUUGUUGCUUAUGGACAAUCUAGCUGUUUUCCCCCUUUGCUCUCCCCUAUUUAAAAACAGCUUUAUUGGUUUUCAGUGUAAUUUUCAGCCCAUAGGCUCUGAUGUGGUGUGUGGUCUCGGGAGGCUGAAUGUAAAAACGAGUUAACUUUUGGAAACUAAGCAUCCUGUGAUGGGAGUUCAUUUACUAACGCACACGUUCUUGUUUUGACCACGUAUCAAGAUGGAUCCUUACCAAAAUCCCAGUUACAAGCACUGUAAAGACUUCAAUCCAAAGUUCUCAAGCUUCCUAUCUUCUCCCUCUUCCUGGUUGCAAACGCUUCGGCCGGUGGCCGUGCCUGCCGUGAACGGCUUUAGGCAUCUCCGCUCUCAUAGAGCGGGAUGGGAAACGCUGCUGGGACGGGGCCGUGACAGCAUGCAGCUUCUGGAGUGGCUUCCCUACGCGUUCCUUGGUAGCCUGGCAUGCCUCCCUAGGACUCCGCGGACGUGUGAAUGAAGUCUUAGUAUUUGUAUUUAUAUGGUAGGCAGCAAGUGCUUCAGCCGCUAGCAGGCUGCAGGAACUCUUCGGUACUCGACUGAGAACUUCCCACAACCUAAUAUUUAAAAUAAAUUUAAUAAAAACCAAUUUAAAACUGAAAGGCAUGCGCCGCUUCCAACAGCAAAGAAGAUCUCGCAGUCCUGCAAGAGAGGAGACUCUGGCUGACCCUCCGUUCACCUUGUUCCCAAACUCUUCUGGGAUUUAAAUAAAGCUGCACAUCUUAUUUUUAUCAUCGUCUAAAUUCAGGCAAGGACAAGAUAAGAAAAGACUUUUUUUCUCCCAUUUAACUGAGUUUCUUUUUAAAUUUGUGGGUUUCUCACAGUUGCGCUUCCUUGUGACUGCAACGUCCUCUUAAUUGGCACUUAGCAAUUAAAAAAGAAGAAACGAAACUUAACAUUUUUGAGAACAGUUCCUGAAAUGUACUUUUCUGGUUCAUUUCGGAUGUUACUUGGAGAAAUGAAUAGGGCUUUACUGCAUCCCUGUCCAUCCCCGCAUGCACACCCCCAUCGCUGCAGAAAGAAUUAACCAUAUUAAUGAUGGUGUUUAGAAACGGCAGCUUUCUCUGUGCCCUAAAUUAAGAACAUCUGAAAACUGGGGAAUGUAGAAAAGGUUUCGGUGAGAAUGCUCCUCGUCACUCAUUUCUCCGUAGCGGAUCUGUAGCACCAGUUCCCCUCGGGAAGCACCGCGGUACGUGUGUGACUGUCAACGGACCUCUCGCAGGGGAGAUCCCCAGCAGUGUGACCAGCGCCCUUUGCUCUCAGGUUCUGAUGGACUUCUACCACCGAGGAAUCUCUUCUUCUUUUGGGGAAAAAUACAAUUAAACUGGUAAUUUUUUGCUCAGGCAGAACUUUCUGGCAUUUACUUUAGGUAGGGAAUUUGUUUUCUUUUUGGUCGUGAAGACCGAAGUCAAUCUGUGUCAAGAGCAGGAUCUCUACAUUUACUCCGACUCAUUUGUAAUGCCUUAUUUUCUUUAUAUUUUUAUGCCUAGCAUUCAUGCUUCUAAGUGUCCAGCCACGCACAGCACAUUCGGAGGAGAUGCUCUUUUCUGUCUUCGAGGUCUGAAGUAUGAAUGGGAAUUCAGAGAUCAAAAAGACAUCAGGUUACUGUAACAGCAACCGUCUGUAUCUGAAUUACUGUGCUUAUCUCAAACAUCCGCAGCUCUGGGACAAUCCUACUGUCCAGGGGAAUACGCUUAGCGGGACAACCUGUAUCUGGAGCAGCUCAACUGGAAUUCUGGUGUGCACUGUGAUUGACACUUACCCUUACAGCAAGCAAUACGGCAGGCUGGAGAUCAUCCUUCCUCUUCCUCGCGCUCCAGCUCUGGCCAGCCAGCGGAAAAUUCACACACGCACACAGAUGGGAGAAUUAAAACCAGAAAAAGGAAACUUUUAGCUUGUCUGCUUCGCUCUGUGAACACAGAAGGCUGAGAGAACGUUUGCCACAAGUGUUUGAUGACCAGUUGUUGCAGGAGAGGUGGGAAGGAGGAACUGGAAAUGCCAGCUCUGCUCCCUGCAAAACUGGUGGGUGUCUUGUGGAAGACACCGAUGUGGAGAGGACAAGUACGACGCAGUGAUUUGCUUGGGGAGGUAUCCAUGUUACUUCAUAUCUUCAUAUCCAGAAGAAAUAUUAGCUCUUCCAUGGAAAUUCUUGACUUUUAUGUAAUGUUUGUGUCAAAUAUAAAGACAAGAAGUGUUGGAUAACUGGAAUAACGUAUGUCUGUUUGAUAGUGCUUUGUAUGAACAAAGGGUUCUUGUUCAUCAGGUGUUGGAUUGAAAUAAUCCAAAGUGAAACUUUUAAAAUAAAAUCCGAUUUUAGGUGAUCGUUCUUCAUAGUUUCUGAAGCUCUAACCAGUUAUGUUUUAUUUCCCUAAUUGGGAACUGAGCAGUGUGCUUUAACCAUUGCUAAAUUUCUGCCUCUCUAAGGUAAUCCAAAGGCUCGCAGUUCAUAAACGGUAGAUCUGCUCUUCGUGUCCAAGCAGUGAGACGCGACCAGACUCUCACUUUAUCCGUACUGGGUAUUUUGUUGCAAUGAAAAUGAUUAAAUAAUUAGAGUGCACUGUGACAGCAGAAAACAAAUCGUUGUUAUAUAUGUAUGUAUUUUGAUACCUGUUCAAAAAGAGUCUUUGGGUUUCCUGUGCUGAAUACCUCAUGUGUUGGGUUUGGGGGAGUGUUUGUUGCUUUAUUUUAAUUUGUUUUCUUUUUUUUUAAAGCAAGAUUGUUCUUGCACUGAAGUAGGUUAAGGUAACCGAGUUCUCAUAAAUUUAUUUACCGCUUUGGAACACUUCAGAGUUUGGCAAGAAGUUCUAUCUGUUCUAGUUCUCCACCUUGCACUUGGUCCAGAGCAAGCGGUCGCUCGGGUGUUCUCCUGCGCCCUCAGAAGAGCUCUAGCGAUAUUCAGACAAAGGAGGUUGUUGGAGAUGGAGUUUGCUGCCUUAUUGCUCUUCUUCUCUGUGUCAAAAUCUCAAAUUCAGUUGAACGUUGUAUAAGUUUGGGGGUUUAUAAAGCAUCUGAGGGCCAUUCUUCAAUAGAUGUAAAUGUUGCUAGGUAGCACUUCAGAUCCGUUAUAGACCUCCCAGACUGGAAUGCUCUCGCGUGAUGGAAUAGGUAUUGAGGGAGCGUUUAAAUGAGGCUGUGCUCCCAGCAGGGCAGAGUUUGCUGGUAAGGCAGCGGGUAGCAGUGGAGGAACACCGAUCAAGAAUGUUUGUCUGGCUCCUCUCUAGCACGUUGGUGAGCAGAGGAACCAGCUUUGCUCCCAUCCCUCCACGUGGCAGCAUACGGAGCUGGUGGAGUGGGCCGGCUUGAGGAGCCUGUGCUCGGCACGGUCAAGCCCCGACCGUACAGGGAUGUGCACAACUACAUUUGUCGCUGGCCUGGGAACCACGAGCUAGGAAAACUGCUUCAAGAACCGAAAUAACUGAGAGGAAAACAGAAGCCUUUGGGCACUCCCAUCACUCAUGAACUUGUCCAGAACAGAAAGCGAGUUUAAUGGGAUUGAUUGAUUUUGAGAUAUUUUUUAGUUUUCAUGGUUUAAAAAGCGUUUUUGUGGGCUUACCUGGUCGUGGCUGACAUCCCACAGAUGCAGCUGUAGACAGACCAGCUGGGUUUUAGCGGACUGGGAGCACCGAAGGUGUUUGGAGAAGGGAACAAUGUUGUCUCUUGUAGAUGGACAUCAUUCCCUAGGGGAUGCUGCCAGCCUCCAGGUCUGGGAAAAGGCCGAGCACUUGCUGGCGCUCUGGAUUGAACUUUGGGAUUUGCACUACCUUUCACUUCGGAAGAUAAUCCUCUCUCUGGAUCAGCUUUCCGCUUGUCUCUGUGUGUGUGUGUGACAGCCUGGUACUUGAAAAAAUACAGAAUACUUGACCCACUGCCCUGUGCCGCCGGGGCCGGGCUGCUCCGGCGCUGCCUCACGCACAACCGGCUGCCGGGAUGGCUUUAGUUACAGGUGAGUUAUUUUCCAGGUUUAUUUCUAGGAUUCUAUUUUGGUGGAUGUAGAGAUGCCAAAACAGCAAUUCAAGGCCUGGAAGAUAGGAGAUUUGUGGGGUUUUUCUUGUUAUUUUUUGUGCUUCCUGUAACGUAGUUGGAGACGAGAGUUAUUUCUCAAUGAUGGGCCAAAAAGAGGUGAAGGUGGAGAGGGAGGCAGCUCCCGACUGCACUGAUACUUGAUUCAACAACCUAAUACAGGGUAAAUACUUAGCAGUUUGCAAUGGAAUAGUGAGUGGACCCUUCCUGUUAAAGGCACUGUAGUAACCUUACUUCUGAAGUGGACUUCACCACCUUUUUGAAUACCUGAAGUCCAGUAGGAUUAGUCUUGUGAGUGUGCCAAACUGCCGGAGCAAUACUUGAGAGCAGCAGGUUCUUCGGAAAACCAGCUCGAUGGAGCCCAAACAGAGCAAUUGUUGAAACCAUCUCCGUCGUGUUGGAAGGAUGGCAGGGAUGUCCCUGAUCUCUUGUCACGUAGGAAGGCUCGGUUCCGAGGUCUGGUUGGUUCCUCUCUUGGUCUGAAAGCUCAGUCCUGCAGCGGUGGGCUUGAGCGGUGCAUUGGGAUUUGGAUUAUUAACAGCAGUUGUUUAAUGGUGGGGUGGAAUGUUCUUGCUAAAGCGUUUCCAUUGUUUCGUGUCUUCUACACCAAUAUAUAUACGGUGUAUAUAUUAAACUGUGUAAAGUUGUACUUUGUACAUACAACUGUACAAUAUGGAGGUACAGCCCAACCCCCCCCCCUUUUGGUACAGUAUUGUACAGUAUUAAAUGUGUUGGAAAUGUUAAAUCCUUACUGGGGCAACCAAGUGUAUCCAUUGUCAGUAGCAAUAGUUUUGGAGAAAUAAAUGU
This is a messenger RNA of Cuculus canorus (common cuckoo), 9451 nucleotides long. RefSeq names its product SLIT-ROBO Rho GTPase activating protein 2 (gene SRGAP2). Gene Ontology annotation, molecular function: protein binding. Gene Ontology annotation, cellular component: cytoplasm. Gene Ontology annotation, biological process: signal transduction; negative regulation of cell migration. Bases 610 to 3834 code for a protein of 1074 amino acids. NCBI's taxonomy places the organism in Eukaryota, Metazoa, Chordata, Aves, Cuculiformes, Cuculidae. The record is from RefSeq and is a predicted model, not a curated record. The transcript has 23 exons.